GGCGCUGGACCACUACUUAGCGUUAUUGAAAAGCAGUGAAAAUCUUAUGAUGUAUUUAACUAAAUGUAAUAAAUGUCCAGACUUUAUAAAAUUAAAUGUAAAAGUGUAAAAUACUCUAUUUGUAAUAUGAAUGUGUUCAGUGUGCGUUUUAUUUUUGUAAAACUGUUCUUAUUUAGCAAUUUGUGAGGCAGACUGGGACUUUUCAGGCAUGAACCGGGACUAGUUACCAAAACCCAUGAUCUGUCUUACGAAUACUGUAGUGUUUUCUUGAUUUAUCCCUCUGCUUAAGAGGAUAAGCGGUAUUCUAAAUGGAAAUAUGUAUUCUUAUACUAUAUACAUUAUAAAUGUUGUGAUAUAAACGAGUAAACACAAAAAAAUAUUGAUGGUCCAUAUGUAACACAAAGUAUUAGUAUAACGUUCAUACAUUUAUAUUUAGAAGAACUCGACUCAAAAUUAUCGAACGAAUUUACACAAAAUUUUUAUUCUUCUAAACAUAAGUUGUAAACUAAACAGCACAGUAAGUUUCAUUAAAAAUUCAUUUGCAAAAGCUUUCUGUGGGCAAUAAUGUAACAUACUUGCAGUGUAAAAUGUAUGUAGAUUUUAUAAGUUGUAAUAAAAACAUCAACAAAAUGUCUCCACUUCUCUCAUUCUGACAGCACUGUGACACAAUGAAAAUGAAUUUUGAAAGCUCCUAUCCCACAGCUGUGUUUUGCAUAAUCGCCACUGAAUUCUGCGAAAGAUUCUCUUUUUGUGGCCUCCGAACCAUUCUGUCGAUUUAUCUCAGGAAUGAGCUGCUUUUUUCCGAAAAUUGUUCCACGGUCAUCUACCACGUCUUCAUUAUGGUGUGUUAUAUCGUGCCCUUGGCUGGGGCGGUCUGUGCCGACAGCAUUUUGGGGAGAUAUAGCACGAUUCUAUAUUUUUCGGUGGUAUAUUUAAUUGGGAACAUCCUGAUGUGCAUGGGGGCUGUGCCCCUCUUAGAUAUCUCUUCCAUCACUUUAUCAGCCGUUGGUUUGUUUCUCAUAUCAGUAGGAACCGGAGGUAUUAAACCUUGUGUGGCCGCUUUUGGAGGCGACCAGUUCCGCCUACCCGACCAGAAGGACCUUCUCCAACACUUUUUCUCACUGUUUUAUUUCACCAUCAAUUUAGGGGGAUUUGUGGGAAUGAUUCUAACUCCCAUUUUGAGGAAAUGGGUGUCUUGCUUUGGCGACGACACUUGUUACGCUUUAGGUUUUGGUUUCCCGGCAGCUUUGAUGGUGUUAUCACUGCUGCUUUUUAUUUUGGGUAAACCUUGGUACAGACUAAAAACGCCGAAAGAAAAUAUAAUGCUCCAGUUUUUCAACUGCACAAUGUACGCUUUAGCCAAACGUUGCAAAUCGGGGAACAAAAACCCCACAAAACAUUGGCUACACGCAGCUCGAGACAAAUACAGUGCAAAGUUAAUCCGCGACAUGAAAAUCGUCUUCGCCGUUUUGUUUUUAUACGUCCCUCUGCCGAUCUUCUGGUCGUUGUUCGACCAACAGGGAUCUCGCUGGACCUUUCAAGCGUCUCACAUGGACGGUAACGUUCUAGGCAUUCAAAUAGUCCCAGACCAAAUGCAAGUGGUGAACCCAGCAAUGGUCCUAAUCCUAAUCCCGAUUUUCGAUAAAGUGGUAAAUCCCUGGUUUGCGAAAUUGCACGUUAUGGAAAACGCCCUACACAGAAUGGCAAUUGGGGGGCUUUUUGCAAGCGCAGCUUUUUUGUCAGCCGGGGUUCUGGAGCUAGUCCUGGAAACUACUUACCCCAAACAACCUGAAGAAAAACACGCUUCGAUUAACAUCAUCAACACGUUGCCGUGCGGUGUCAAAGUGGAUAAUCCGUUCAAUGGGGUUCAAAGGAUUGAGUCAAGUGGAGUGCACAAGUUUGAGAACAUCCUGUGCGAUAAUUUCACCAAGUAUACGCUGCUGGUGGAGGCGUCGGAAACUUGCGGCACUAUUUAUCUAGGGCGGCAUAGGCACAAUUUGGAAGUGGCGGCCUUAGAAAUGCAAACGGACACGGUUCUGAUUGGGAUAAACGUGGAGAAUAAGGUGCAGUCGUUCAUCACUGAUCCGGUUGAUUACCAGAAGUCGCUCAGUGGCAAGCCACGAAUAAGAGUUGCGUACAUCAAAAGUUCCAUACUUUUACAUGACAUAACGGUUUCGUUGCGAAACCAGGCUGGUCUGAAGGAUGUUUACUUUGUCCACAGCUCCAAUUCUUCGUUUUUGGCUGAUUCGGCUUACAUGGAGUUGCCCCAAGGAGUGUACGAUUGCGUUGUUGCGUCCAAAGAAAUUCCCAUACUUCAUGCGGAAAGUUUUGGCUUAGAUUUGGGAGGGGUUUACUCUCUUGUAAUAAGAGAACGAAAUAUGAAGAUUGAGUUUUUUAAAUUGUACAUAAUGUCGGCACCAAACACCAUCAAUAUUUUGUGGUUGCUACCACAGUAUUUCCUCAUUUCGGUGGCAGAAAUUUUGUUUGGAGUUUCGGGUUUGGAAUUUUCGUUUACUCAAGCCCCGAAAAGCAUGAAGACUGUUACUAUAGCCGGGUGGUAUUUAUCGGUGGCUGUAGGAAAUUUCUUAGUGAUACUAAUUACGCAAGCAAAUUUGUUUAAAAGUCAGGCACAAGAAUUUUUCCUCUUUGCUGUAGUUAUGGUAGCCGAUAUGAUGAUAUUUAUUGAAAUGGCAUCGCACUACCGAUUUGUGCAGUUGGAGGCAGACAGUUCUGUGAAUUUUGGAAACCAAGAACAGUUACCUCUUAUUUCAAAUGCGCCAUAGUCUAGAAGGUUAAAAAUAUUGUUACAAAACUGCAAUAAAAUGUUACUCUUU
Tribolium castaneum (red flour beetle) is the source of this 2834-nucleotide messenger RNA. Its product is annotated as peptide transporter family 1. Gene Ontology annotation, molecular function: dipeptide transmembrane transporter activity. Bases 669 to 2783 code for a protein of 704 amino acids. Gene Ontology annotation, cellular component: plasma membrane. NCBI's taxonomy places the organism in Eukaryota, Metazoa, Arthropoda, Insecta, Coleoptera, Tenebrionidae. The transcript has 13 exons. Gene Ontology annotation, biological process: dipeptide import across plasma membrane. The record is from RefSeq and is a predicted model, not a curated record.